UGAGUGCAGCACUGUAACACCUUUAUACCUUGUCAUCUCACAUAAAAAUCCUUUAUCACCCGCUCCAAAGUGUUCAUCUAAUAAGGUUACCGUUUAAUACGGGCGCGACACAGAUAGUGCGCGGGCGCGCGGCGGGAGGCUAAAUAAGUAAAAAAGCAUGCGCGUGCACAUUUUGAUCAAUCGCAAGUAACCAUGAUCCGCGACGCAUGGUGGACGUGCGCCCUCUUAGCGCUGGCAAGCGCGCGUAUUUACGAGCGAUGUGAAUUUGCAAAAGAACUAAUGUCAUAUGGCGUAGAGAGCAGCCAUAUUUCUACGUGGGUGUGCAUCGCGUAUCACGAGUCCCGCCUGGAUACCAGUGCCCAGAAUCACGGCAGCGGCGAUCACGGUAUCUUUCAAAUCAGCGAGCUGUAUUGGUGCGGACCCGGUAAAGCCUGCGGGGUCCCCUGCACCGCCUUCCGAGAUGAAGACAUAAAAGAUGACGUCGAAUGCUCGCUGAUGAUACACGAAGAACACACGCGCUUGCAAGGCAACGGAUUUAUGGCGUGGGUGGUGUAUCCGCAACACUGCAGACAAAAUACAAAGAAAUAUCUGGCCGACUGCGAUGGUUUACCAAAAAAUGCUACAAUUAAAACAUCGUUCAAUUCUCACAAAAUACAUGACUUUCUGGACAACAAUAUCACGCAUUCAUACAACCCAGUCAGGAUCAGUGGUCGACAACCGUCAUAUUUGACAGUCAGCGCUUUAGUUAAUAAACAUUAUGAGAAUGAUAUCGAACUAUAUUAUACCAGGACCACAUCAAAAAAUUGGUUAAAUUAUAAAAUAGACAAUAUUGAUGAACUUACACUUCCCGUGUUAGGUAAUAAACCUAAACCAGUUCCGACGUCCCAAACUGUGAGCUCGACCCGUUACUCUAUCACAUCUACAACAGCCUCUCCUCUGAAGCCAUGGAGAACAAUAGAAAGCAAUCAGUUCCGCAAUAAACUAACAUAUGAUGACAAGGAUUCAAGAAAAGCGAGCGUGACUAAAGAUGCGGCAAAAUAUGAUAAAUUUCCAAUAACAUAUUCCUCAAAUACAAAUUCGCCAACUUUCGCACCAACGACGUACAGAACACCGGCAACAUAUAGGAUUUCUACUAUAACAACCACUUACAGACCCCAAGUGAUAUCAUACAGACCGGCGACAUUAUCUACAGCUUCGUACAGAUUUCCUAUCGCAACUACAACGCUGAGACCGCUCUCAACAAUAGUGUCGCAUCCAUUUUCUCAGAAAUUUUCAUUGCUUCCUACUCAGAGGUCAUUAACUACGAAGCCAUCUUGGCAUCAGCAUCGAAAAUUGUCGGAAGAGCAGGUGGUCAAUUUAACACCGAGAUCAAAUUUUGGACAACGGUUUUGGACAACGCCGUCUCCACUGAGCACAAAAAAGACGAAUUCAGCAACUAAUAGACCAACGCUGCAAAGAUCUACUCAAUCAAUUUUCGACUUAUAUUUGAAUCCUACAAAACGCCCUCCUAUAUCUGCAUACAAUUUUCGCUCGACAAACGAAAGUCCGUUUAAACUGAGGAUAUUCGCCGGCGGCACUACCACCCCGUCUCCUUUUUUAAAAAGCGCUACCUUCCAGAGCGGUUCUCGUAAUCAAUUACGAAGAGACAUUCAAUUCCACACUUAAAUAAUUGGUCAAUUUAUUGUGUUUACGUAGAAAAUAUUAUAUGUGAAAAACUAAAAAUUAAACCAAAUAAGAAAUUCCUAUUUUACA
Molecule: messenger RNA, 1752 nt
Organism: Achroia grisella
Lineage: Eukaryota; Metazoa; Arthropoda; Insecta; Lepidoptera; Pyralidae
Product: mucin-5AC-like
Exons: 1
Coding region: 193-1665 (490 amino acids)
Source: RefSeq, a predicted model, not a curated record